Messenger RNA from Lingula anatina, 1640 nucleotides. RefSeq lists its product as uncharacterized. Gene Ontology annotation, biological process: cilium assembly; establishment of epithelial cell polarity. NCBI's taxonomy places the organism in Eukaryota, Metazoa, Brachiopoda, Lingulata, Lingulida, Lingulidae. Gene Ontology annotation, cellular component: centriole; ciliary transition fiber; ciliary basal body. The record is from RefSeq and is a predicted model, not a curated record.
GAAAAAUGGAAAGUUAAACAGGAACAGAACAAGCUGUCAGUUCUCCAGAUAUCUGUAGAAGAAGAAAGAAGAAUGAUAACAGAUCAGUUGACCAGGGAAAGAAGUGAGCUACAGAGCUCAAAGGAUGCCUUGUUAAAGGAACAGAAGACCAUCUACUCCCAGCUGUAUGAUGAGAGAAGGGCACUCUCAGAGGAGAGGACUCAGUUUAAUAUGUUACAGAGUACACUUCUCAACAGGGAACAGAGGGACACUGUCCGUAAUGUACAGGCAGAGGCAGAUCUUGAAGGCACCAUGAAAACCCUGAGCAAUGAGAAGAUGAGGCUGCAGACCAUGUCAGAGGAACUUCAGAAGGAACAGCAAAGAAUCAACACACAGAAGCUGGCAUUAGACCAACAGAAGGCGGCUCUGCAGAUGGAGAAGGAGAAGCUGGAUGAACUGGCCACACACAUGAAGCUGAGGUCUCAGGAAGUGGAGGAGAUCAGCUUGGAAGCAUCUAAAGUGAGGGAAGAAGGUGAUAGAAUGUUAGCUGAGGCCAGAAAGGUCCAGGCUGAGCAGAGUAACAAGUUACAGAAUAUACAGAUCCAGAUUAGUGCCCUCAGAGAGAAGGAGAGGCAGAUUGCUCAGGAGAGACUGGGUCUUGCCAAGGAGAAAAAGGAACUUGGUCAGUUGAGAAAUUCUUUCAUUUGUGUCAACUGUAGAACACCUGUGAAGGAAGCCACGCAACAUGGAAGUCCUAUAUUAGGGGCAGCCCUCAAUAUCCCAGGGAGUUCUGCCAAUGCAAAUGGGGCUGCCAUUUCUUUCCAAGGGAGUGGAACAGGUGAACCCUUUACCAGCCCAGUUCUCAACAGCAUUAGCUCUAGCCUGGUAAAGGACAGAACUUUUAGAAUGUGGAAAAUAAAUGCAGAAAAGGACCAUGAGUUCCUGGAAGAUGAAAGUUUAUUUCUUGAGGCUCUUAAACAUUCACCAUACCAUACCCCACCAACAGCUGUCAAAGACUAGAGCUUAAUCAAAGACUGAGCCACACUUGUAUAGAAUUUUUUUUGCAGGAGUGUCUUAUUUUCUAAAAAUAGCCCUCCAGCCACUUAUUAUAAUUGGAAUCAGUUUGCAUUGUAAUUAUAACAUAAUAUAUUUAUGAAAUAUGAUGAAACAUUUACAUCAUGAAAGUACAGCAUAAAUAUGUCCAUUUUCUACAGAUAUUUAUAAAGGUCAAGGUGCUAUUUUGCCCCAUAACACAAUGACAGCUAUCUAGAACUUGGAAUUGCCACACUGACUGGCAGUAUUUGACCAGCAGCUUACAUUGGCUAGAACAUGACACUGAGUUUUCCACAAAGUACACCUUUCAGGAAAUGCAAGUGUAUAGUGUUGUGAAAGGAGUGUAACUAAACAUAUGGUUACACUCCAUGUGGUCUGUGGUCAGGUUUGAUCUUGUUUACUCAUCGUGGUGUUGUUUAUUUUUUUAAUAUGACUUCUUUCUCUCUUUUAUGUUUUUUAAAAUUGUCUGUCUGUCUGUCUAUUUGAUACCCUUGGUCUGUCAUCUGCCCUGACAGUUUUCAUGAAAACAAACCUAUUUCCUUAUUUUUAACAUUUUUAGCAAUUUGAUAAGGACCAAUUCUGUUGGUUUUUCUUUAGAAUGUCCAAAU